Messenger RNA from Cladocopium goreaui, 1479 nucleotides. Lineage: Eukaryota; Dinophyceae; Suessiales; Symbiodiniaceae. The record is from the annotation of a GenBank genome assembly.
AUGGCCGAGCCACCUGAGGAGGUUUCUGAGUUUGUCCUGGAUGCUCGCUAUGGCGAUGCAGAGGCAGUAGAGGCAGCUUUGGCCGCUGGCGUGGAGGUGAAUGCCAAGAGCCAUGGAGGGUCCACCGCACUACUAAUGGCCAGCGCCAACGGGCAUCUGGAAAUCGUGCGCCGGUUGCUGGAUGCGAGAGCAUCCCCAGAUCUGGUGAAUGAUGCUGGCAACUGCCCCUUGCACUGGGCUUGCCUGAACGGUCAUUUAGAAGUGGUGAAGGCAUUGGUUGCGACACGUGCGAACCCCAACGUCUACAAUGACUUCAAGAAAAGGCCAUUUGAUGAGGCGUUCAGCAAGAGCCACACCGAGAUCUGCGAGGCGCUCGCGGCGGUGACGCGCUUUGAGGACGAUGCGGCUGCGGCGGAGGAGGAAACGGAUAGAAUUCAGCAGGAGCGAAGCGAUUCUGCGGUGAUUUUGGGCAUUGGGAAUCCGUUGCUGGAUAUCUCCGCUGAAGUCUCGCAGGAGACCUUGGACCGCUACGGCUUGGUGCGCGGCAACGCCGUGCUGGCGGAGGCCAAACACGAGGCGCUCUACGAGGACUUGGCGCGGCUGGAGCACGUGAAAUAUGUCGCGGGCGGCGCCACGCAGAACUCCAUCCGGGUGGCCCAGUGGAUGUUGCAGGAACCCAAGAUGACGGCUUACAUGGGCUGCAUCGGAGAUGAUGCUUUUGGUCGGAGGUUGCAACAGGCAUGCGAGGAGGAUGGUGUAACGACCAGGUACCUCAUUGACAAAGAGACACCAACUGGAACCUGUGCAGUGACCAUCGUGGACAAAGAACGUUCUUUGACAACCCGACUGGGUGCAGCCAACAAAUACACAGUGAGCCACUUGAAGGAGCCAGAGAACUUCAAUAUAUUGAAGUCGGCGAAGAUAGUCUACAGUGCUGGCUUCUUCAUCACGGUGUCUCCAGAGUCCAUUGAGCUGGCAUCCAAGGUCACAGAGAUGAGCGGCAGCAUCUACUGCCUGAACCUCUCAGCGGCCUUCAUUGUGCAAGUGCCCAGCUUCCGCGCUGUCUUAGAGAAGGCCCUACCUCAGUGUGACAUCUUGUUUGGCAAUGAAACUGAGGCGAGAGCCUAUGCCGAAGCAGUUGGCUGGGAGACAAGCGACGUGGAGUUCAUUGCCACGCGCCUGUCCUUGGUGCCAAUGGCAGGCAAGAAAGACCCGCGCAAAGUGGUGAUCACGCAAGGUGCCGAACCAACCGUUGUGGCAAUCCGUGGUGUGGUGUCACGGUACCCGGUUGCACCCUUGGCGCUGGAGCAGAUCGUGGACACCAACGGUGCGGGAGAUGCCUUCGUGGGAGGCUUUUUGGCGGCGCUGGCCAAAAAGCAUUCCCUCCAGGGGUGUUGUCAGGCCGGCAGCUAUGCAGCAGCUACAGUGAUCCAACAGUCGGGGUGCACCUUUCCGGCGAAGCCUGAAUAUUGCCUGUAA